Trichoderma harzianum CBS 226.95 is the source of this 930-nucleotide messenger RNA. RefSeq lists its product as hypothetical. Gene Ontology annotation, molecular function: hydrolase activity; carboxy-lyase activity. The transcript is spliced from 2 exons. Bases 1 to 930 code for a protein of 309 amino acids. The record is from RefSeq and is a predicted model, not a curated record. NCBI's taxonomy places the organism in Eukaryota, Fungi, Ascomycota, Sordariomycetes, Hypocreales, Hypocreaceae. Gene Ontology annotation, biological process: secondary metabolic process. Gene Ontology annotation, cellular component: cytosol; cytoplasm.
AUGUCGUAUCCGACUAUUACCCUUGAGGAGCAUUUCCUUUCUAGCAAUGCAAUCGCAGCUUUGCCAACUUCUCAAAGCAAAAUUUACACCAAAGUAAAGCCCGCGUGGGCUGAACAGCUCUCCGACGUUGGCCCAAAUGGUUCCCGCAUCAAAGCCAUGGAUAGCGGACACGUUGGCAUCCAAGUGCUUUCUAAUUCUUUUGGCAUCACUUCAUUGACGCCAGAAGUUGUAGCGGCAGCUAAUGAUGAAUUAGCAAAGGCGUGUAAAGCCCAACCACGCUUUAGAGGCUUCGCGGCAUUGCCAAUGAAACAUGGUAAAGCUGCUGCAGCUGAACUUGAACGAUGUGUCGAACAGCUGGGGAUGGUUGCUUUGGAUGCUUUUGCUAAAGCCCAAGAACUCGAUGUUCCAAUUUAUAUACAUCCCACCACACCACUUGAAGAUGUCCAGGCGGCCCUUUAUGAUGGAAACUACGAUCAAGAGAUUGGGGCUGCGCUUGGAAUAGCCGGCUGGGGAUGGUAUUGCGAUAUAGCAUUAUCUGUGUUACGAAUAUACGCUGCGGGCAUCUUCUGGGAGUUCCCGAAUCUGAAAGUGGUAGUAGGCCAUAUGGGUGAAAUGUUGCCAUAUAUGAUGGACCGCAUAGAUGAGAAAGUGGGACAAAUUUGGCUGAAAGCCGAAAUGAGCUUCAAAGAGGUCUGGGAGAGAAACAUCUGGGUCACUACCAGCGGAAUGUUUACAAUGCCACCGAUGGCAUGUCUGCUGCGAAGCACGAGUAUCGACAGGAUCUUGUAUAGUGUGGACUACCCAUACUCAACUACGGAACAAGGUAAGGCUUUCAUGGAAGAGCUUCGAGAAAGUGGUCUGGUCACAGAGGAGGGGCAUUCCAAGAUUGCGUUUAAAAAUGCCGAGAGACUCCUCAACUUCAAGAUGUAA